Molecule: messenger RNA, 2505 nt
Organism: Pyrenophora tritici-repentis Pt-1C-BFP
Lineage: Eukaryota; Fungi; Ascomycota; Dothideomycetes; Pleosporales; Pleosporaceae
Source: RefSeq, a predicted model, not a curated record
AUGGUGUGGCAGGAGAUGAUGGGCCUCGUCGCCCGAGCUGCCGAAGAUGGCUCUAUUCCUGAUAUCACCGAUCCUUGGCCGGUCAAGGAUAUUGUCUAUGUCGCCAUUAUUGGCGGUCUCAUGUUGGCCGCUCUGCUCGAAUGGUUUCUAUGGGUUGCUGCAUUUUUGUACUGCAUCGUCAAGGUCUUCCAAAAGGCCGAGACAAUCAGCGUACGCAUCUUGUCCAUCUUCUUUGGCGUCAUUGCCAUUUUCUUGCCAAUCAUGGUCGUCACUUUGCCCCUACCUUCUCAAGUCACAAAGUACUUCCCUCAGGAAAUGGUUGAUUUCCUCCAAUGGUUUGCCUUCUGGUCCUUCGCUGGUCUGUUGACGGUGCCAUGGCUAUUCUGUGUCUACCAGCUUGUCACUCACUCUGUCGGGCGUACUCGCAGGAUCAAGUCCGUUCUCGAUGAGUCAUCUGCACCCAAGGUCGUCAUCAUCAUGCCUUGCUACAAGGAAAUCCCCGAGAUUCUGCUACGAACCUGCGACUCCCUGGUCGACUGUGAAUACCCGCCUUCUUGCCUACACAUCUUCCUCUCAUUCGAUGGAGACCAAGAGGACGAGCUGUACCUGAACACCAUUGAGAAGCUCGGUGUACCUCUCACGCUCGACUCGUACCCCAAAUCCAUCGAUGUCAUCUACCGUAGCUGCCGUAUCACCAUCUCUCGUUUUCCCCACGGUGGCAAGCGUCACUGCCAGAAGAGAACCUUCAAGCUCAUCGACAAGAUCUACAGCGAGUACCUCAAGCGGAACGACAACCUUUUCGUUCUCUUCAUCGACUCCGACUGCAUUCUCGACAAGACCUGCAUCCAAAACUUCAUGUACGAGAUGGAACUCAAGCCCGGCAGCAAGAAGAACAUGUUGGCUCAGACUGGUGUCAUCACAUCUACCACCGAAAAGAACUCGCUCAUCACACUUCUUCAGGAUAUGGAGUACGUCCACGGUCAAUUGUUCGAGCGUUCGGUCGAAUCCGGCUGCGGUGCCGUCACUUGCUUGCCCGGUGCUCUCACUAUGUUGCGAUUCUCUGCUUUCCGCAAAAUGGCCAAGUAUUACUUUGCCGACAAGGCUGAGCAAUGCGACGACCUCUUCGACUACGGCAAGUGCCAUCUGGGCGAGGACCGCUGGCUCACUCAUUUGUUCAUGAUUGGCGCAAAGGAGCGAUACCAAAUCCAAAUGAACACCGGCGCUUUCUGCAAGACCGAAGCCGUGCAGACCUAUCAAUCUCUGCUCAAGCAACGUCGCCGCUGGUUCUUGGGUUUUAUCACUAACGAAGUUUGCAUGUUGACUGACAUCCGUCUGUGGAAGCGCUACCCGAUCCUUCUCGUUGUCCGUUUCAUGCAAAACACCAUCCGAACAACCGCGCUGCUCUUCUUCAUUCUGUGUAUCUCUUUGAUCACUACCUCCCAAAAGGUCGCCAAUCUUCCUGUCGGUUUCAUCGCCAUCUCGCUCGGACUCAACUGGCUUCUCAUGCUGUACUUCGGUGCCAAGCUCGGUCGCUACAAGAUCAUGCUCUACCCUCUCAUGUUCAUUGUCAACCCUUUCUUCAACUGGGUCUACAUGGUUUACGGUAUCUUCACCGCUGGUCAGCGUACAUGGGGAGGACCUCGUGCCGAUGCUGGUAGCGCCGAUACCCAGACUAGUCCUCAGGAGGCUAUCGAAGCUGCCGAAGCCACUGGUGAUGAUUUGAACGUCGUUCCCGAGACCUUCAAGGCUUCUGCCGAAGCGCACAAGCACCGUCCAGGAGCCAUUCCCCUCCAGCCAUCAGACAACAUCGAAGGCCGCUUCGCCGCUGCAGAACGUCUGCCGAACGGAUGGUACCAGCAAGCCAACGACUCUGGUCUCACUCUUCCCAACACUCUGCCCCGCAACCCCAACGUCCCCAACGUUCCCCUGCACCCGCGUACUUCCAUGGACUCUUUCGCAUCUCACGACACCUCUGCCAACAACUCCAUCUACAUGCCCCGCCGUCAAACGCAAAAGCCUGCUGGUGGAGCCUUCUUCGAAGAGGCACGACAGGGACAAUACGAUGUCGGCGUUGGCGCUAGCAAGGGCAACUACAGCGAGUCUAUUGAUUCUAUCGACGAUGACUCAGUAUACCAGGUGAAGGGCUCGAAAGGACCUGCACAAAUGCGUAUGAACAACGAUAACCCCUACGGUGUUCAUCAACCGUCUCGCACAUCGCCUCUCUCCGCUGAGCCUAAGACUAGCGGACUUGAGUCGCCAAAGCCGUCGUACAACAGGACAAACAGUUCAGACAUGCGCCAGGGUCGUAGCCCUCUUGCUCGUCAGAGCUAUAUCCGCACAGCACCGGGUGAAAACAUUGAACUCCAGGCUCCUCAACAAAGCAGCCUUAUGCGCGAAGCAUCACCCGCGCCACUCGGCCAAACUGCUGCACCACAACACGAGCGCAGCGAUUCAUCAGACUCGAAGAAGCGAAAGCGUCUUAGCAAGCAGAAGCCUAGCAAAUAG